Molecule: messenger RNA, 417 nt
Organism: Penicillium brevicompactum
Lineage: Eukaryota; Fungi; Ascomycota; Eurotiomycetes; Eurotiales; Aspergillaceae
Product: cytochrome c oxidase subunit VIa
Exons: 5
Coding region: 1-417 (138 amino acids)
Biological process (GO): mitochondrial electron transport, cytochrome c to oxygen
Cellular component (GO): mitochondrial inner membrane
Molecular function (GO): enzyme regulator activity
Source: RefSeq, a predicted model, not a curated record
AUGUUCUCUCAGCGCUUUAUCGGUCGUAUUUCCCAGCGCGCUUCGCAGCAGAUGCGUUCCGCUCCGGUCCGCUCCACUGUGCAGCGCCGCGCCAACAGCACCGGACCUUCCUGGGCCGCCGACAACGAGUUCAACCGUGAGCGGGCCGCUGUCAAGCACCACGCUGCCUCCACCAGUGACCUCUGGCGCAAGCUGUCUAUCUACGCCAUCGUUCCCUGCCUGAUCGGUGGUGGCCUCAACGCCUACAACCUCUGGAACGAGCACUGGGAGCACUGGGACCACAUGGCUCCUCUCGAGGAGCGCACCGAGUACCCCUACCAGAACAUCCGCUCCAAGAACUUCCCCUGGGGAGACGGCGACAAGACCAUCUUCUGGAACUCCGACGUCAACUACCACAACAAGGACAAGGCUACCUAA